Kockovaella imperatae is the source of this 1254-nucleotide messenger RNA. RefSeq lists its product as hypothetical. The record is from RefSeq and is a predicted model, not a curated record. NCBI's taxonomy places the organism in Eukaryota, Fungi, Basidiomycota, Tremellomycetes, Tremellales, Cuniculitremaceae. The transcript has 5 exons. The coding region runs from base 1 to 1254 and encodes 417 amino acids. Gene Ontology annotation, molecular function: RNA 7-methylguanosine cap binding; mRNA binding.
AUGCUCCCAUACGAAGGGACACCGCCUCCAGAUGAGCAUCCUACUCUUGGAGUCGAGACAAGCGAGGCUCAAUCAACAGACCCUCUGGAUAGACCGCUGGACGACUACCGAGCUGAAGUUCCAGAUCAUGUAAAGUCUCUGAUGGGUCGAAUGAGUCGAGGAAAAGUGUAUCUGCUGGAAGAGACUCCGGCCAUCAUUCACGUAGAUGGAGAGGAGAGAGUGAGGCGCGAUCCUCGGAUCGCCGAACUUGCAGCUCAGCUCGAUACGCAUGACCCUACUGCCUGGCUUGCUGCUGUGUCGGAAAGUGUUCGGUCCCCUAUUCGCCCAAAUGCCCUAUUCAUCCGCUCCGAUGUGAUCAAGCAUUUAUCUACCUCAAAAGUGUUUUCUUGGACCACAAGUCUCGGCGCAGGCGUCAUGGGGAUCGAGUGGCUAAAUGAUACCACUCUUAUCCUCCUAUUCCCCACCCCGGCCGCCGCAUUGCUCGCUCUGACGCUCUUGUCAAAAGCCGGGUUCGAUCCUACAGAAGGAGAUGAUCCGCUCCUCGAACGAUCAGCUCAUACUGUCCCUAUUCAUCUUCUACCUCAAGCUGAACUCGAUCCAACAGACUCCAAAGCCGGCACAGAGCUUCUCGCUUCAUCUCAACCUGAAGAUUCGUCGGCCCCUCGACGAAGAGGAAGAGGCACUUUUGCCAGCUCGCAAUCUGGUUCUGAUCGACCUUUAUUAGCUUCGGAUGAGAUGGCCAACGAAUGGAACUUGGCACCUGGAGUCGAUGCGAAUGCUCGAAUUACUGUGAGAUUCGCAGUGGAAUCCGAUUCAGAGCUGCGUAGAGAAGCGAAAAUGUCUGAAUGGUAUCAACGCCAUGGGCGAAGAGCUGGGAAAGAGACGGCGACGGGUGCAAGGAGAUCGAUGGGGAGAGAAGACGAUGCUCAGCUUACGUGGCAAGGGAGAGAUUCUGGCGAAGGUCGUGAAUUCGCCAAGCGGAUCAGUAGGGAGAGGAGAGAUCCAUAUUCUCGUCCUUCGGGAAAUGACAGAGCCAGAGGUAGGGGCAGAAGAACAGCGGAGGAUCUCGAUAAAGAACUGGAGGGAUUUGCAAGGCGGCGGAAUGGACAGGAUGGAGACGAGACGAUGGAUCUCGAUGCGGAUUUGAAUGGCUCAGGGGACGGACGAAGGCAGAGAAGGGAUAGAAGAGGAAAAGAAGAUCUGGAUAGUGAAUUGGACAGCAUGUUCGCAGCCCGCAAUCCGGCACCAGCCUGA